AUGGCUCCCUCCGCCGUAGAGACCCAGGACGUCAACCUCACAGCCGCAGCAAUCCACAAGAAAGAUCUCGCCCAGCCCACCGUCAACGGCACCCCCCAGGUCCAGGCUCCCCUCGACGCUUCAAAGCUCACCUACACAUACACACAAUCCCCCCGCUCCGUCCCCGAUGAAGCAACCGCCCACUCCGGCGACGAGACCAUCGCCACUGACCACAUGGUCCUCGCCUCAUGGAAGGUCUCUACCGGCUGGUCCGCCCCCGAGCUCAAGCCCUACGGACCCCUGAGCCUCAUGCCCACUGCCUCCGUCCUGCACUACGCUACAGAGUGCUUCGAGGGUCUCAAGGUCUUCCGCGGUUAUGAUGGCAAGCUCCGUGUUUUCCGCCCUGAUCGCAACGCUGCGCGUCUUCGCAUGUCGGCGAGCCGCAUCUCGCUUCCUGUCUUUGAGCCCGAGGAGGUAGAGAAGCUCAUCAUCGCUCUUCUAUCCGUCGACGGCACAAAGUGGCUUCCCGCCGAUCGCGCCGGCAGCUUCCUUUACAUCCGCCCAACCAUCAUCGGCACUGCUCCUCAGCUCGGUGUCUCUGCCCCCAAGGAAGCCCUUCUCUACAUCAUCGUGACAUACAUGCCCCGCAUGGACGCUCCCCCUGGUGGAAUGCGUCUUCACACUUCCCCUGACGACAUGGUGCGCGCCUGGGUCGGUGGCUUCGGGUACGCCAAGGUCGGCGCCAACUACGGCCCUUCUCUGCUCGCCACGGCUGAUGCACGAACCCGUGGUUUCCACCAGAUUCUCUGGCUGUACGGUGCUCAGGGCGAGUGCACCGAGGCUGGAGCCAGUAACUUCUUUGUUGUCUGGAAGCGAAAGGACGGCAAGAAGGAGAUCAUCACUGCUCCUCUUGAUGAUAAGCUUAUCCUUGAUGGUGUCACCCGCCGAAGCUGUCUUGAGCUGGCUCGCCAGCGUCUGGGAGAUGAGUACGAGAUUACUGAGCGAAAGUACACCAUCGCUGAGGUCAUUGAGGCCGAUGCUGAGGGUCGUCUGAUUGAGUCUUUCGCUGCUGGUACAGCUGAGUACUUCAUCUGCCCCGUCUCCCAGAUCCACCACCGUGGACAGGACAUCAACAUCCCCAUGGGUGCUGAGGGUGAGGCCGGCGACGUCACUAGCAAGAUCAAGGGCUGGCUGGGCGACAUCAUGUACGGUCGCACAGAGCACCCCUGGGGCGUUGUCAUCCCCGAGAAGAAGCAGUAA
Molecule: messenger RNA, 1239 nt
Organism: Fusarium musae
Lineage: Eukaryota; Fungi; Ascomycota; Sordariomycetes; Hypocreales; Nectriaceae
Exons: 2
Coding region: 1-1239 (412 amino acids)
Biological process (GO): L-leucine biosynthetic process; L-valine biosynthetic process
Cellular component (GO): mitochondrion
Molecular function (GO): branched-chain-amino-acid:2-oxoglutarate transaminase activity
Source: RefSeq, a predicted model, not a curated record